This is a messenger RNA of Microthlaspi erraticum, 1491 nucleotides long. NCBI's taxonomy places the organism in Eukaryota, Viridiplantae, Streptophyta, Magnoliopsida, Brassicales, Brassicaceae. The record is from the annotation of a GenBank genome assembly.
AUGGAUGAUCCACCGAGAGAGGAGUCUCCUCCACACGCUCUGAAGCGAAAUUCUAGUGAUAUCGGAUGGGAUUAUGGAGUUAUGUGUGAUCCUACAAAUCAAGACAGGCUUCGAUGUUUGCUAUGUGGGAAAGAAGUAACUGGUGGUGUCUUCAGACUGAAGGAGCACAUAGCUCAUGUGAAAGGGAAUGUUGCUUCUUGUCGACUGUCAAACAAAGAGGAUAAAGAGAAGUGUUUGAAAGUUCUUUUAGAAGUCAAAAGCAAGAAGAUUCAGAAGAGAAAGAAUGAUGCAGCUUUGAGGGCACAAGUUAAUAUUAACAAGGACAGUGUCGUUGAGGAGGAGCUUGGUCAGCGUAAAGGUCCUCACUUCCAAGGUCCGAUGGACAACUUUGCUACAACUAUUAACCCUCAAGCAACUUCUGCUGGUCAGAAACGUCAACAGAGUCUCCAUGAUGCGAUUUCAAAGGAAAAAACAAAUCAGGUGCAUCAGUAUUGUGCUCGCUGGAUCUACAACUCAAGCAUCGCUUUCAAUGCCAUUGACAAUGACGACUUCAGGCUGUUUUGCGAAGCUUUAGGACAGUUUGGUCCUAAUUGGCAGCCUCCAAGUCAGCAUCAGCUUUGGGAACGACUUCUUAUUGAGGAGAAACAAAGGACAAAGGAAAAGCUGAAAGACUUAGAGGAAGAAUGGGAGCAGGAAGGAUGCUCUGUGAUGACUGAUGCAUGGACUGAUAUGAGAAGAAGAAGCAUCUUUAAUCAUUGUGUCAACUCAAGAUCAGGUACAUGUUUUCUUAGUUCACAAGAUUGUUCUAAGGAGUCUCACACAGGUCAGUACAUCUUCGAGUAUAUAGAUAAGUGCAUCGAAGAAGUAGGUCCUCUGAAGGUUGUCCAAGUGGUGACUGAUAAUGCAACCAAUAAUGUGGCGGCUUCAAAAUUGCUUAAGGAGAAGAGGCCGAAUAUCUUCUGGUCUGGAUGCGCUGCUCACACCAUUGAUCUGAUGCUUGAAGGAAUUUCAAAGCUGGAUGGGAUUGCUAAAAUAAUAGACCAAGCCAAAUCUCUCACAAUCUUCAUCUACGCUCAUCAUAGAACCUUGGACAUGAUGAGAUCACAUACAAAGAAGGCUGACAUUGUGCGACCAGGAGCAACAAGGUUUGCAACUUGCUUCUUGACUAUGCAAAGUCUCUAUGAAAAGAAGGGAAUGCUGAAGAAUAUGUUUGGCAGUGAGGAGUGGCUUAAGUGUGUUCUUUCUAAGAGUGUCAAGGGCAAAACUUCAUAUGAAACGGUUGUGAGCAUCGGAUUUUGGAGCAGCAUGGCACUUGUCCUGAAAAUCUUCAGUCCAUUGGUGAAGGUUCUCAGACUCGCAGAUGGAGAGAAGAUACCCUCACUUGGGUUUAUCUAUGGUGAGAUCUUAGUAGCUAAGAACUCGAUCAAGGAAGCUACGGAUCAGAUAGAGAGGAACUAUGAACCAAUCAUCAAGAUUAUUGACAGAAAAUGA